AUGCCACCCCGGUAGAUCCGCCCCUGAUCCUGAGCAAACCGUGUCCAAAGCUCAGUUCUUUAGAUUGAGGCCAUUUUGGAUUAUUAGGCCUAAAGUUAAAGACAGAGAGACGUGUGCAUGUAAAAUGCACGAGAACUUUGGCUUUAAAAUCAAAAUAAUGCAACAACUGGGAAUCAUUGAAACAUCAAGCCCAGAGGAUCUUGUGCAGUCCUCUGUGUGUGACACUGGCAACAUGUCCGGCAUGUAUGGCAGAUGUCAAAAAUGCAUUGACAAGACCUUUCCCACAUCCUUAGAUCCUCUCACUCAGGGGAACACUGUCAUCUGGCAAGAGUGGAUCACAAGGUCUGUCGCUGUAACAAAGACCCUCAAGGAUGGAUCUACAGAAGACAGGCAGACAAAGAAAAACCGUCCUCGAAAAGCGUACCUCAUCCAUUGAGCGGUUGCUGGCCCUAACAAGAGAACACCUUCCAGGUUUUGCCAUUCACUUGUUGAAUGUCAAGCACCAAUAUUUGACAUUGAAAGCAAUGAAAGAUACCCUGACAGAUGAUGCUGUUGCUGUGCAUGUGGAUUACAGCUGUAAAUAUGCCAAAGAAAUCAAGGACACCCAUUUUGGAACUGGGAAUGAUCAGGUUACCCUCCACACCGGGGUACUCUAUUUCAGUGGGGGCAGAGUCCCAGAGUCCCUCUCAGACUGCCUACAGCACGAUGUAGUGGCAACCUGGGCUCAUCUUGACCCAGUGCUGAGAUACAUACGAGGAAAGUAUCCUGAAGCCCACAACCUACAUUUCAUUUCAGAUGGCCCAACUUCCCAGUAUAGAAACAAAACAUCUUUCUAUCUAGCCUCCACUGUGCCCUUUAUGCACGGAUUUCAAUGGGUGACCUGGAACUAUACUGAGGCAUCACAUGGCAAAGGUGCACCAGAUGGAGUAGGUGGGGCCUUGAAGAAUCUUGCAGACAGAAUAGUUUCUUAUGGGACCAGUAUUCCUGAUGCAGAGUCUCUGUAUGAGCAGCUGAAGAACAAUUCAUCAGUGACUCUGUACAAAGUAUCAGAGGAGAAAAUAAAGGCCAGCUGUGAAUUGGUUCCCCCCCAACCUGAAAACAGUUCCCGGGACACUGAAAAUACACCAAGGUGUUUUGGAUGUCGCUGAGCGACUGGAGGAGACGGGCUCUCUCCUCCUACCACUGCAGCUGCUGACUCUCCAGGUCGCUGAUCUUUUCCACGUUCUUCUGAUGGACUUCAUCAAGGAGAACGUUUUUCACUUCCAGCCCUUGUUUUAGCUGAUCCACUUCAGCUUGU
This is a messenger RNA of Perca fluviatilis (European perch), 1297 nucleotides long. RefSeq lists its product as uncharacterized. The coding region runs from base 372 to 1148 and encodes 258 amino acids. The record is from RefSeq and is a predicted model, not a curated record. The transcript has 2 exons. Lineage: Eukaryota; Metazoa; Chordata; Actinopteri; Perciformes; Percidae.